AUGGCAGAGUCCAGGAAACGCUGCGCAGGCCGGGCUGGGAGCAACACCUUGCGGGUGCCCCGGGACCUGCAGCUGCCGCCGACCAAGAGAGACCAGCCGGCCUUCCGAGAACAAAGAAAACAAAAACUCAAGGAAUAUCUGUUAAUACGAAAAACAAUGUUUCCAUACAAACAAGAAAAUCAGAUAUCCAGAGAACAGAAAGUGAUGACAUCUGAAGAUCAGGCCCAAGAACGGAAGAAAGUUCUGAAACUCAAAACAGAAAUGGCUGAUAAAGAAAAUAUUGGAAACAUGAUUGAAAAAAACUGCAUUCCAUUAAAAGCUGAUGAAGCAGCCAGUUCAGAAAUACACAACUUGAAGGAUAAUAUUCAAGCUGUGCAGUUAUUACCAACUAGAGAUGAUUCCCAAGGUCAGACUAUGACACCAGACCAGACAUGUCACCUUAAAGAUAAUAAAAAGAUGCAAGCAACUGCAGAAAAGCCCAGACAGGAUGCCAGCAUACCUAAAAAACGAGUGCUUGGCUAUUAUCAUGGCCAGGUUGUUCAGUCUAAGAUUAAUUCUUUUAGAAAGCUUCCGAAUGUCAAAGGUGAGAGUCCUUCAGCAACCAAGAAACUUCCCCCUGCUGUGUCUAAAGCCACAAAGGCUCAGUCUGCACCUGUAAACUCCGUCAGUAUAAGAGCCUCAAGUGUGACCGCAACCACCAAGUUUGUAAGCACUAAGGCUAUGAGCACUAAGUCUGAGAACACUACAUCCAAGAACACACUUGUACGACCACCUAUUAGAAGCCUCCACAGUAGUACCAUCAGAAAAGCGCCGCUUGGAAAAGAAUUACAGCGGUCAGAACCGGCUGUAACUUUUGUCAAUACCCGACUUUCUCAGGACACAAAAAGAGAUAAGGCACCAUCAAGAAGUAUAACAUCUGAAGGUGUAUCCCGGACUCAUUUGUCUAACACCAGACUGAUAGAAAAGUCAGAAAAUGUGGACCGGCGCAGAUGCACAAUAGCAGGGACAACUGUUCCUAGAUCAGUUCAGCCCAAAGAAACCACAGGAGAGAGAAAAGCUCCAGUGACUGAGUGGAGAACUGGCAAAGGAAAAGGGCUAAAGAGGCCUCCUAACUUAAUAGCGAAUCAGUCUGAGCCAAAGGGACAGAAGGCAAGCCCGGUUGGGUCCUUUUGGACUACCAUGGCAGAAGAAGAUGAACAGAGAUUAUUUACUGAAAAAGUAAACAAGACAAUUUCUGAAUGCCUGAACCUGAUCAAUAAGAAGGGAUGCCCAAAAGAAGAAAUUUUAGACACAUUGAAUGACCUGAUUCAUAAUAUUCCAGAUGCCAAAAAACUUGUUAAAUAUUGGAUAUGUCUUGUUCGUAUUGAACCAGUCACAAGUCCUAUUGAAAAUAUUAUCUCAAUCUAUGAGAAGGCCAUUCUGGCGGGGGCUCAGCCUAUUGAAGAGAUGCGACACAUAAUCAUAGAUAUUCUAACAACAAAGAGUCAAGAAAAAGUUCAUUUGGGAGAAAAUAUUGAGGAGGCUCAUGCAACCAAGGGACAUACCCUGGAAGUCAAAACUGAAGAAACAAGUGUCAGUGUAGAACCAGGAAAUCCAGAAGAAGAGCAUGAGUAUCAGAGGGAUGUUAAAGUUUGUGAAGACAACCAAGACAAAGAAACAAAAGAUCCAGCCCAAGAUUUUCUAACCCCUGAUUCAAAAACUGAAGCAGGUUGCCUAAUUAGAUAUAAUGUAUCUUCUACACCAGGCUUGCAAAGUAUGAAAAAGAAGAUGCAGCAUGGUAAUAAUUCCGCAUUUAAAGAGCUAAAGUUUCUCACACCAGUGAGGCGUUCACGACGCAUUCAAGAGAAGACUUUACAACUGCCAGAUAUGUUAAAAGACCACGACCCCUCUGUGUCCUCACUGGGACAGUUGUCUGAGUUGGGAGAGGAUGCUUUUGUUUGCCGCCCUAAUGCAGCACUGUGCCCUCUGUUCUCUGAAACUGACACGGUGGGAGAGAAAUAGCGCUCCUGAGAAAGGAUGGUGUUGUACUAUUCCCGUGGUGUUUGUUGUAUACAGCUUUGUGUGGGUCUGAAGUUGUCCGUGUACCUAUGUACAGUACAGUGAACUUUAUUAGCUUGUUUAUUGUUUUUAAAAUAUAAUGUUAGCUUCUUCACUUUACUAAUUACUUACAGGAAUGAAGCAUAAUUUGAAAGGGUAGUCUAUAUAAAUUUAUAUUUUACAUUGACUUUGUACCUAAUAUGUUUAUAAUAAAUAUAAUGUUCCAGUGA
Molecule: messenger RNA, 2267 nt
Organism: Mesocricetus auratus (golden hamster)
Lineage: Eukaryota; Metazoa; Chordata; Mammalia; Rodentia; Cricetidae
Gene: Ckap2
Product: cytoskeleton associated protein 2
Exons: 9
Coding region: 1-2001 (666 amino acids)
Biological process (GO): negative regulation of microtubule depolymerization
Cellular component (GO): microtubule cytoskeleton
Source: RefSeq, a predicted model, not a curated record